ACAUAGUCCCCGCCCCGGAAGUGCUCGCUAGCCGCUACCCGGAAGCAGAGGUGGCCUGGCGGCGGCGGCGGUCCCAGGAUGGCGGGGACGGCGCUCAAACGACUGAUGGCCGAGUAUAAGCAGCUCACCCUGAACCCACCGGAGGGAAUCGUGGCAGGCCCUGUGAACGAGGAGAACUUCUUCGAGUGGGAGGCCCUGAUCAUGGGCCCAGAGGACACUUGCUUCGAGUUUGGCGUUUUCCCCGCCGUCCUGAGCUUCCCCCUGGACUACCCGCUGAGCCCCCCCCGGAUGCGUUUCACCUGCGAGAUGUUCCACCCCAAUAUCUACCCCGACGGCCGCGUCUGCAUCUCCAUCCUGCACGCGCCGGGUGACGACCCCAUGGGGUACGAGAGCAGCGCCGAGCGCUGGAGCCCCGUGCAGAGUGUGGAGAAGAUCCUGCUGUCCGUGGUCAGCAUGCUGGCAGAGCCCAAUGACGAGAGCGGCGCCAACGUGGACGCCUCCAAGCUGUGGCGGGACGACCGGGAGCAGUUCUGCAGGGUGGCUCGGCGGCUGGCGCAGAAGUCGCUGGGGCUGUGACUCCUGCCCACCCGGAUACCCUGCCUGCCCAGGGGGCCUGUCGCCAGGCCUGUCACCCCCCCCCCCACGCCGCCGGCGCUGGGCUUUGGAAUAAACCCUUUGAGCACGA
Molecule: messenger RNA, 685 nt
Organism: Erinaceus europaeus (western European hedgehog)
Lineage: Eukaryota; Metazoa; Chordata; Mammalia; Eulipotyphla; Erinaceidae
Gene: UBE2G2
Product: ubiquitin conjugating enzyme E2 G2
Exons: 6
Coding region: 79-576 (165 amino acids)
Cellular component (GO): cytosol; endoplasmic reticulum
Source: RefSeq, a predicted model, not a curated record